This is a messenger RNA of Alternaria arborescens, 1071 nucleotides long. RefSeq lists its product as hypothetical. The transcript has 2 exons. Gene Ontology annotation, molecular function: oxidoreductase activity; nucleotide binding. The record is from RefSeq and is a predicted model, not a curated record. Bases 1 to 1071 code for a protein of 356 amino acids. Gene Ontology annotation, cellular component: cytoplasm. Lineage: Eukaryota; Fungi; Ascomycota; Dothideomycetes; Pleosporales; Pleosporaceae. Gene Ontology annotation, biological process: NADPH regeneration.
AUGGCUCCUCACAGACUCCAAGUUGCCGUUGCAGGUCUCGGCCGCAUGGGCGCUCGCCACGCCCUCAACAUCUUGAACAAGACUCCUCGCGCUGAGCUUGUCGCUGCCUUCUCUCCCGAUCAGAAUGAGCUCAAAUGGGGCAAGGAGCACCUCGAGCCAUAUGGCGUUACUCUGUACGACGACUACAAGAAGAUGCUUGAGCACAAGGGCCUAGAGGCUGUAGUGAUCGGCACAGCGACCUCGGUACAUGCCGAGGAGACUCUCCAAGCUAUCGAGAAGGACCUGCACGUCCUUUGCGAGAAGCCUCUCUCCACCAGCGUCCAGAUCUGCCAGGAUGUCGUUGACGCAGCUGCGAAGAAGCCACACCUCAAGGUCAUGUGCGGUUUCUCAAGGCGCUUCGACGAUAGCUACCAAGAUGUUGCACGCAAGAUUGAGGAAGGUGCCAUUGGCAGACCCACAGUUGUCCGAUCACAAACUUGUGACAGGCAACAUCCCGACCCAGACUUCUUCGUUCAAUAUGCUGCAUGGUCUGGCGGUGUAUUCGUCGACAUGUCCGUGCACGACAUCGACCUGACCCUGUGGUACUUCGGCUCCAACGUGGUACCAAAGUCCAUCUCCGCAAACGGUGUUGUCGCCAUUCUCCCAGGUCUCAAGCAACACAAGGACUACGAUAACGCCGUCGGCAUCGUCGAGUUCUGGGACGGCAGGAUCGCCCACUACUACGCCUCUCGCAUGAUGACCCACGGCCAAGAAGAUGUUACCGAGAUCAUCGGCACCGAGGGCAAGCUUACCGUCAACCUUAACCCCCAGAAGAACCUUGUCAACUACUACUCCAAGGCUGGCAUUACCCGGGAGGUACCCGCCGAUUACUGGGGUCGUUUCGAGCCUGGUUUCGUCAAGGAGGCCAACGAGUUCACAGCCGCGUGCUUGGACAACACACCAGUUCCUCUGGAGUUCCAGAAUGCUGUCAAGGCUGUGCAGAUCGGCGCCUGGUUGCAAGAGGCGCUUGUCAGCGGGAAGCAGAUCCGAUUCGACGAGAGCGGCAAGCGCAUCGACCGCGCGAACUUGUAG